AUGUCAGAUCGCGUUUGUAAUAUCUACAAGCUCCAACUCAUUCGAAACGGACAUGGGCAGCCAUUCUGGUACCCGGAACCAGAUACAAGUGUUGAGGAGGAGUAUACCCGAACCGGUGUAUGUCCUGGAGAUGUUGGCAUCCUGAAUGACAGUGGGGGUUUCGACUUUCUGUUCAAUAUCUUCAGACCAGCCGGACAUCCAAGGCAUGGCAACAAUGUACCACCCGAUUUCGAACCGCUUACCAUGCCAAACCCCGAUGCUCCCGGACCAGUGAGACGAACAGAGGGUUGCCUUCCUCAUGUUGUUGUGAGCAGGCAUUUAUGUUCCUCAGAGAAGUCUGGGAAAGCAUCUGUUAAGGCAUCCAGCCUCGCUGCCGAAGGUACUUACCAAUACAGCACUUCUCAGGACCAUGCUGCCACCUUGAGCCUUCCAAUUAGUGCGACCAGAUACGACUUCAUGAACAUCGCAAAGGUCAAGCAGUACAUUUAUCAAAAUUGGGAGUCAUGGUACGACUAUGCUACGAACCCAGAUCAUCGCGGUCUUUUGAUGCCGGAGAAAUCUCUUUACGUUGUCACUGGAUGCGACAAGACAAAGGAAUGGACUACAGCAGUA
Desarmillaria tabescens is the source of this 612-nucleotide messenger RNA. RefSeq lists its product as uncharacterized. The annotation marks the transcript as partial. The record is from RefSeq and is a predicted model, not a curated record. NCBI's taxonomy places the organism in Eukaryota, Fungi, Basidiomycota, Agaricomycetes, Agaricales, Physalacriaceae. The transcript has 2 exons.